This is a messenger RNA of Metarhizium album ARSEF 1941, 1872 nucleotides long. Its product is annotated as bcs1. NCBI's taxonomy places the organism in Eukaryota, Fungi, Ascomycota, Sordariomycetes, Hypocreales, Clavicipitaceae. The coding region runs from base 1 to 1872 and encodes 623 amino acids. Gene Ontology annotation, molecular function: ATP hydrolysis activity; ATP binding. The record is from RefSeq and is a predicted model, not a curated record. Gene Ontology annotation, cellular component: mitochondrial inner membrane. Gene Ontology annotation, biological process: mitochondrial respiratory chain complex III assembly; protein insertion into mitochondrial inner membrane from matrix. The transcript has a single exon.
AUGGAUGUCUUCGACCAGGCCAAGCAAGCUUUGGAAGCUGGCGAACAAGCUCAUCAGCCCACGCCACGGCAAGACGAAACCGACGUACCGGGCGCACCUUCACCUCAGUUUGCAAUUCUGAAUUAUCUGUUUCCAGGCUACUCCAUGGUCAUAUCCGCCGCACAUGCCUACGUUGGUGUUGACUUCAACUCCUAUGUCCACUUCCUAAUUAUCAUUAUCGCCGCCGCAAUGGCCUGGAACUACAUCAAGGAUCAGUUAUGGGUCUUCUUCAGAGACUACUUCAUGUCGUCAGUCACCAUCCACACCGAUGACGAAAUUUACAACAUGGUCAUGCUAUGGCUCUCGAAGCAGAAAUUCUCGCACAACUCUCGCCACUUUGUGGCAAAUACCAACAUCAAUUCUCGACACCGUUUCAUGUACAAUUUCAAUCGUCCCGAUUCCGACGACGAGAAUGACCAAGUGUCAGAGGCUGCUGUUGACGUUAUUACUGGCCUGUCCAACGAUCUGAAGCAGGCUCUUCAUUACACGCCAUCCUUCGGCAUGCACUUCUUUUGGUAUAAAUUGCGCCCUUUAUCAUUCGAGCGUCUCAAGAACCGGGAUCAGAUGGCCGGCAUGAACGCGAGCGAAAAGGAAGAGCUGCGCAUCUCUUGUCUGGGGAGAAAUCCCAACAUUCUGAAAGAACUGCUCCUAGAAGCACGGCAAAUGCAUAUGAAGAAGGAUGAUCGCAAGACUGUCAUUUACCGUGCCAAUUUGAACGAGACUUGUUGGCAACGGUGCAUGUCUCGCCUCAAUCGACCCUUUUCGACAGUUAUUCUGAACGAUCAUGUGAAGCAGGACUUGAUUGCUGACGCUGCUGACUACCUCAAUCCCGUUACUCGUCGGUGGUACGCAAAUCGCGGCAUUCCGUACCGAAGAGGAUAUUUGCUCCAUGGCCCUCCUGGAACUGGUAAGAGCUCUCUUAGUCUCGCCUUGGCGGGAUACUUCCGCAUGAAAAUCUACAUCGUCAGUUUGAGCUCUACUGCUGCGACCGAGGAGAAACUUACCUCCCUUUUCCAUGAACUGCCUACUCAAUGCGUCGUUCUUCUUGAGGAUAUUGACAGUGCUGGCCUGACUCAUACUCGCGAUGACUCUGCCGCUCCUACAACUGCUCGAGGUCAAGCUGCUUCACCAGUCAUUACCUCUGCCAACGGCACUGGCCCUGACACGCCGCUGCCGGAGCAUGGUCGUGUCAGUCUCUCGGGCCUACUCAAUAUCCUCGACGGCGUGGCUUCCCAAGAAGGGCGUAUUCUCAUCAUGACGACCAACCAUAUCGAAAAGCUCGACAAGGCACUCAUCCGGCCUGGCCGCGUCGACUCGGUCAUUCCAUUUGGUCUGGCAGACUCCCGUAUGACAUCCGCCAUCUUCCGUUCUAUCUAUGCACCGUACGAAAACGAAACCAGCUCCAAGGCGGAUGCCAAGGAUCCAGACCAGGGAGCUAUGCAAGCUCGGCUUGCUCAAAAGCACGCUCAAAUAAGUAAACGUGUGGACGAACUGUCCAGGCAGUUUGCCGAGAAGAUUCCCGAAAACGAGUUUAGCCCCGCGGAAGUCCAGGGACUACUCUUAAGGUACAAGCGAGACCCAGAAGGUGCUUUGGCUGCGUCAGAUGCCUGGGUUGAGCAAAUGAGGAAGGAUAGGAGACUGGGGGUGGACGAGACUGAAAAGAAGACACUGGAGGAAGGCAAAACAAAGCAAGAGGAGAAAGAUGGAGACGGGAAUACAAAAGACAAGAAUGGGCAGGAGGAAAAUAGGACUCCCGACGAGGCUAGCUUGGCUCCGGGAAAGCCUGAUGGUCCAAAGAAGAAUAUAUCGGAUUCGGGGUACGAAACCCCUUGA